This is a messenger RNA of Micropterus salmoides (largemouth bass), 1704 nucleotides long. Its product is annotated as MAP7 domain-containing protein 1-like. The annotation marks the transcript as partial. NCBI's taxonomy places the organism in Eukaryota, Metazoa, Chordata, Actinopteri, Centrarchiformes, Centrarchidae. Gene Ontology annotation, biological process: microtubule cytoskeleton organization. The transcript has 9 exons. Gene Ontology annotation, cellular component: microtubule cytoskeleton. The record is from RefSeq and is a predicted model, not a curated record.
AAUGAGAAGGAAAAAAGUGCCCUCACUAAAGAGAAGGUGCUUAAGAAGAGACAGUCUCUACCCAGCAUGAGACACAGACCUGAUCCAAGUCCCAGUCCUUUAUCAAGACAACGGCCAUCAUCCCCAGCCACGCCUAAGGGCAGAACUGCCUCUCCAAGCCCAGCUGCCUCACCCAAGCCUCCAUCAGCACGUGGAAGCCCGUCAACUCCUAAAAGUCGGCCCAAAAGAGCCAGGACCCCUGCCAGGAUAGACCACCGCACCUCCUCCCCCGCCCCCCUUGAAAGAGUGAAGGAGCCUCGGAGGCCCGCCACUCCAGAGGAAAGAAAGAGUUCCCCUGUGCUUCCUGCCAUCGUAGUCUCCUCAGCCGCUGCCUCACCCCACACAUCAAGCACGCCAGUUACGACCACUGCAGCCUCCCACUCACCUGAACCAGCCAAUUCAGCUCCUUCUGUCCCUGCAGUAUCACCUGCACCAUCUCCAUCAGCCAAGCCCAUGGCGGGUACAAACAACCCAGAGGAGGCAGCUCGCAUCCUGGCAGAGAAACGCCGACAGGCCCGAGAGCAGAGGGAGAGGGAUGAGCAGGAACGCCGUGAACAGGAGGAGAAAGAGAGGAUCCUGAGAGAGGAGCGAAUAGCGAGGGAGGCAGAGGAGAGGCAACGCAGGGAGGAGGAGGCCCGUGCCAUGGCCGAGGAGCAGCGGAGGAGGGACAAAGCCCAGCGCCUGCAGGAGGAGCAGGAAGCUCAGGAGAGAGCCAAAGCUGAGCAGGAGGAGAACCUACGCCUGCAAAAACAGAAAGAAGAGGCUGAGGCUAAGGCCCGGGAGGAGGCAGAGAAGCAGCGUCUGGAGAGGGAGAAACACUUCCAGAAGGAGGAGCAGGAGAGGCUGGAGAGGAAAAGGCGUCUGGACGAGAUCAUGAAGAGGACACGCAAGACAGAUGGAGGCGACAAGAAAGAGACAAAGUCCUCCCCUCUCACACACGUCAAUGACAAAGAGGCAGAGGGCAGCAAAGCAUCUGCUGAAUAUCAGCCAAAGCCAGAGGUCAACCUGCCCAAUAACAAGACAGAAAAUGGACAGACCAACGUGAAUGAAAGCAGCCCCUCAGUCCAAGUGGUCAAUGGGGUCCAGCCUACGAGACAUGAAAAUGGUCUAUCCUCUAAAGGAGACACUUCCCACUUUGGAGAUAUCAUCCAUCUCACGAAUCAUGGCAACACCACCAACGGAGCACGCAAUAAGUCUGACACCAGCAUGGCCACCGAGCCGAUCCUCACAUUUGAAAGUGAGGAGUCAUUCAUGAAGAAGGCAGGCCCCAUAAAGGCCCAGCAUGUUGCAGGUACAAUGCACAAGAGAGGCCACAAAAAUUAUACAAACCUUGUAAGGAAAACAAACAUGAUACAGUGAAUUUCACAGCUGGUGAGCCUGUGCAGAAAAGGUCAGGUCACUCCUUGUAAUGAUGUGAGUUUGUGGAAUGACCAGGAGACUACUGCCCAAGGAUGUGCUAGAAGUAUUUCUUGCCCGGGCCGGACUUUAGGAACUCACUGCUUUAGUUUUCUGUUCUGUUAAAAAAAUAAGCUAUAGCAUGUUUAUUUUUAUUUUUUUUUUAAUCUCUGGGUAGAGCCAGGCUAGCCGUUUCUCACUGUUGUGGCUGUAGCCUCACAUUUGAGAAUGGUAUUGAUCUUUUCACCUUACUUUCAUCAAAAAGGCAAA